AUGGCUAAAUCACUACGUGCCAAGUCGCAUUUGAAAGCGAAAUCCAUAAAGCGUAAAAAUGUGUUUCAAGUAGACGCUGACGCGCGUGCAAGCCGCAUUGCAGACAAGAUGAAAGAAGAUCUGAUAAAACAGCGACUAGAGGAACUGAAACGUAAGAACGCAAGUUUGAAAACCGAUGAAGACGCUAAGAAAGCACUGGAGAUCGCCCAGAUGGAACAGGAAGGCCAGACAUCCAAGCCGGUCAGCACCUCCGGCUGGAGAGAUGCUAACCACCACCUCUACAAGCGCAACAAAAAACUGAACAAGAACCGCAAGAAGGGUUCCUUCACCAAAUUUUGA
This is a messenger RNA of Lachancea lanzarotensis, 339 nucleotides long. Its product is annotated as LALA0S09e03224g1_1. Bases 1 to 339 code for a protein of 112 amino acids. The transcript has a single exon. Lineage: Eukaryota; Fungi; Ascomycota; Saccharomycetes; Saccharomycetales; Saccharomycetaceae. The record is from RefSeq and is a predicted model, not a curated record. Gene Ontology annotation, cellular component: preribosome, large subunit precursor.